Molecule: messenger RNA, 1746 nt
Organism: Ceutorhynchus assimilis (cabbage seed weevil)
Lineage: Eukaryota; Metazoa; Arthropoda; Insecta; Coleoptera; Curculionidae
Source: the annotation of a GenBank genome assembly
AUGUGGAAAUUAUCCCUCAAAAGCGGUGCUAGUUUAGCAAAAAAUGCCAAACUAAUUUGUGCUUCAUACGCGGUCGACUCUAGAACAACUUCUAGUACCGCUACUGCGGAAAAGGAAACUCCAUUGAUCGAAUUGGAUCCUAUUGCUACUUCACCAGUUGCCCAAUCAACUGACAACCUAGUGGUAUCGAAAAUGCCUAGAUCCUCCAAAGCCUUAGAAGUGGUCGCCUCAAAAGCCCCAGAGCGAUCGUCGCCCUUCGGAAACAUCCCAGGACCGCACAGCCUCAGAUUAAUCUCUCUAUUUUGGAGCCACGUCCCGCUUUUGAGCACUGAAUUUACUGGAGGGGCCUUGUUUCAAGUCAUGAACUUAGGUAAAUUUUUCGGAAAUCUUCUGAGUUGGGGCGGCAAUGCCAAAUUUUUCCAAAAAUUCUUUGAUGUUUAUGGUCCUGUGGUGCGUCUUCACGGGCCUUUUGGUGGCGACGUUGUACUACUAUCGAGACCGGAACAUGCCAGCCUGGUUUUCCAGAACGAAGGCACUCAACCUGUGAGAGCUUGUCUGGAUUCAGUAGAUAAAUAUCGUCUGCAACACCGCAGACUGAGUCAUGCUGGACCAUUCUUAAUGACUGGUCCGGAAUGGGAAAAGAUGCAUCACUCGUUGGAAAAACCUUUACGAAUGUCCCCAACGCAGCAUUUCGCAACGAUUGAUUCAAUAAGCGAUCAAUUUGUGGAAAGAAUCUCGUCCAUACGUAAUUUGCAAGAUGAAGUGCCCAAGUCGUUUAAAAAUGAAAUUUUAAAAUGGUGCUUGGAAUGUACCCUUGCGGUGGCAUUGAAAAGGAAAUUGGGUUUUGUUGAUCCGACUGGACUGAGCCAUACUUCAGAUCCUGGCCGUAUUUUAGAAGGAGUGAACGGCGCCAUUGAGGCAAUUAGAAAAUGCGAAUACGGUUUUCAUGUUUGGAAAUUUAUGUCUACGCCUGCUUGGAGCUCUUUAGUCAAACACUGCGACACUAUCGACUCGGUACUAAGUAAAUACGUGGAACGUGCUCAAACUGGCCUAAGAGAAAAAAAGGAUUUGAAAUCAACUCAGGAUUUGUCUCUUAUCGAAAAUCUACUGCUCCAAGAUGACAUUUUAGUUGAAGAUGUUAUGACUUUAAUGCUUGAUAUGCUUUUAAUUGGAGCUAACGCCACCACUCAUAGCGUAGCGUUUUUACUUUACCAUCUUGCCACAGCGCCUAGGUGUCAAAACCUUCUCUACAAAGAAAUCAUGUCGCAACCAAAUGAAUUAACAGCGGAAACCAUGAAAAACAUGCCAUACUUGCAAGCUUGCAUGAAAGAGAGCAUGAGAUUGAGCCCUCCAAUACCAAUCCUCAACAGGAUUUUAGCUAAAGAUGCUGUGAUUCACAGAUAUUUAAUACCCAAAGGUACUUAUGUGCUUAUUGCGGUGCACUUGGCCAGUUUGAGAGAGGAAUACUUUGAGGACGCUAAAAAAUUCAAACCGGAACGUUGGUUCGCGGGAGCGGUCACCCCUCUGGCUCAGAAUUUGCAAAAUUUCGCUUCGAUGCCCUUCGGACACGGACCGAAAUCUUGUCAGGCCAGAGAACUAGCGGAAUUGCAAAUUGGACUGGUCAUUUCUAAGGUGUUGAAGAGGUUCGUUGUGGAAUAUAAUUACGGGACGAUUGAGAGUUCCAAUGCGCUUUUGGCCGCUCCGGCUAAACCUUUGAAUUUCAGAUUUGUUGAUCGUGUUGCAUAA